AUUUUUUUGUACUUACUACUGAAGUUUUUUUCCCAUUGCUUUAUAAGUUUGAAUGUAAAUGGAUCAGGUCUCUCGCUCUCUUCCUCCACCUUUUCUCUCAAGAGAUCUCCAUCUUCACCCACACCAUCAAUUCCAACACCAACAGCAGCAGCAACAGAAUCACGGCCACGAAAUCGACCAGCACCGAAUCGGUGGCCUAAAACGUGACCGAGACGCUGAUAUCGAUCCCAACGAGCACUCUUCAGCCGGAAAAGAUCAAAACACUCCUGGCUCCGGUGGAGAAAGCGGCGGCGGAGGAGGAGGAGACAAUCACAUCACGAGAAGGCCACGUGGCAGACCAGCGGGAUCCAAGAACAAACCAAAACCACCAAUCAUCAUCACUCGAGACAGCGCAAACGCUCUCAAAUCUCAUGUCAUGGAAGUAGCAAACGGAUGUGACGUCAUGGAAAGUGUCACCGUCUUCGCUCGCCGUCGCCAACGUGGCAUCUGCGUUUUGAGCGGAAACGGCGCCGUUACCAACGUUACCAUAAGACAACCAGCUUCAGUACCUGGUGGUGGCUCAUCUGUCGUUAACUUACACGGACGUUUCGAGAUUCUUUCUCUCUCGGGAUCUUUCCUUCCUCCUCCGGCUCCACCAGCUGCGUCAGGUCUAACGAUUUACUUAGCCGGUGGUCAGGGACAGGUCGUUGGAGGAAGCGUGGUUGGUCCACUCAUGGCUUCAGGACCUGUAGUGAUUAUGGCUGCUUCGUUUGGAAACGCUGCGUAUGAGAGGUUGCCGUUAGAGGAAGAUGAUCAGGAAGAGCAAACGGCUGGAGCGGUUGCUAAUAAUAUCGAUGGAAACGCAACGAUGGGUGGUGGGACGCAAACGCAGACUCAGACGCAGCAGCAGCAGCAACAACAACAACAGUUGAUGCAAGAUCCGACGUCGUUUAUACAAGGGUUGCCUCCGAAUCUUAUGAAUUCUGUUCAAUUGCCAGCUGAAGCUUAUUGGGGAACUCCAAGACCAUCUUUCUAAAUCGCGGAAGAAAAAAAAACAAGUUAGAUACGUUCGUUGUUUUUAAUUUUAUAAUCACUCUUCUGUCAAAUUUUAAUUUUCUUUCUUUGUUUUCUAAAGAUAAUUGUAGCCUUUGACGAAGAUUCGUGGUACUAUGAAUCGAAGAGAAUCGUUUUGGUCAUUGGAUUGAUCGAUCUUUUAGGUUUGAGAGGGGGUUUGUGUUUUGCGUUGACUAGGAGACUAUAAAUUGUUGAUUUUCGA
Messenger RNA from Arabidopsis arenosa, 1255 nucleotides. The record is from the annotation of a GenBank genome assembly. Lineage: Eukaryota; Viridiplantae; Streptophyta; Magnoliopsida; Brassicales; Brassicaceae.